UGCCAAGGAACUCUUGUCCAGUUCAUCACCUAUUUGAGUCUCCAACUGUCUCGUGACGAAAUGCAACUACAGUGCUUACCGGUUGAUCGCUUGAUGGGUGAGAUGCACGUGAGCCCAGAUGCUGCCUUUGCACUACAUCGCAGCCUCUUUGAUACACGCUUAAUGAUGUUUGUCAAAAUCGACUAA
Protopolystoma xenopodis is the source of this 186-nucleotide messenger RNA. The record is from the annotation of a GenBank genome assembly. NCBI's taxonomy places the organism in Eukaryota, Metazoa, Platyhelminthes, Monogenea, Polystomatidea, Polystomatidae.